UUCACUAUAUCUGGUCUCCCACAGUACACAGAACAUGGAAGUGCAAUUAUUUUUAAUAAAUAUAAACUGCUAAAUACCUUUUUUGAUCUUCUAUCAGUGUCAAGCCGAGCACUGGUUAAAGCUUGUAGGAGGAGUUUUCAUUUUGCUCUAGGAGGAUGCAGAACCCCUGACCUCUGUCUGGACAGUGCUGAUUGGCCCUGUGCUGAUCACAGGCACUCUCCCAAGAAAAAAAAACAUCUCUAGCAAUACACACCAAACUGAGCAAAUGCAAAGUGACUCCACAUGAUAUCUCUUAUCGGGGAUAAGAGGGGGACACUGGAAGAAGGGGGGGAUCAGAGAAGUCAGAAUCAAACAGCAUUUUGAUACAAUGCAGAGGAUUAACUCUUUAGGUUCCACAGUGAGUAUAACAAGCAUGCUUUACUCCAUAUACAGACUGAUUUUACUGUUGUGGGUUUAG
This is a messenger RNA of Staurois parvus, 457 nucleotides long. The record is from the annotation of a GenBank genome assembly. NCBI's taxonomy places the organism in Eukaryota, Metazoa, Chordata, Amphibia, Anura, Ranidae.